Pelodiscus sinensis (Chinese soft-shelled turtle) is the source of this 3058-nucleotide messenger RNA. NCBI's taxonomy places the organism in Eukaryota, Metazoa, Chordata, Testudines, Trionychidae. The record is from RefSeq and is a predicted model, not a curated record.
UCAAAAUAUUUUCCAAGUUUUUAAUUAAUAUCUCAAAAAUGCUUUAAUAUAGAUAUAUCCAUGAAAUUUGGUAUGUGCCGAAGCGUUAGUACGUGCUAUUGCUGUUCUACAACAUUAAUUGUUGGGAAGUAACAAGGCUACACGUUACAAGGUUGAAAAUAAACACAUACUAAUCUAGCUAUCUAACUAAUCUACGCAAGUUCGUACUCGCCUAACCUUGGCACAAGGGUGGGAGCAGUCUGCAGUGUUGCCAGAUGUCUGAUAAUUAUCUGAUUCUUUAAUAAAACAUAUCUCCAAAAAACUUUUUAUUUUUGUAUCUGUACAUUAAAUCUUGAUUUCAUCUGAAGUGAGAAUAACUGUGACAUAUUAUGUAAAGUGGUAAAGUAAAUGUUAAUAUCAAUUGUUAUACAGUCUGAAACUUUUGGCACCUUUAGGACUUUCUUGCUAAAAUAUCAUUCAUUUUGGACUGAAAAUGAAAAAAAAAAACCUGGAGCGGUGGAGCAGUCAAGAUUUUCUAUGCUCCGGCUCCGCUCUAGCUCCAGGCAAAAACCUGCAGCUCCACUGCUCUGCGCUCCAGCUCCAGGCUCUGCUCCAAAGCCCUGGGUCCUGCUUUGGGCAGGAGGCUGUACUCGAUGACUCCAGAGGUCUCUUCCAGUCCUAUGAUUCUAUGAAUUCACUGGGCUGUGAGUGCCAAUAGGCGUCCUACAUUUCACAAGCUUCUUCCAACUAAACACACUUGGCAUUGAGUUUAAAAUGCUCAAGCCACCAGCAGGCAUAGGGUUUGGCUGCCUCCAAAACUGCUUUGCAAACAACUAGCUGUUUGUGCAGUGUACACACACUUGCUUGUGUUGUUUGUUUGUAGCCUAUCUCGUGCAGCAGGUAGGAGCAAGGUGAUUUUACACAACGUAGCAUCUGCAAACUUUAAGGAGGCAUCAACUUAAAAUCACUAGUAGCAUUACAAGUAGCAGCACAAAAGGACUAUAAUAGAACAAAAUUAGAGAACAAUUAUAGGUUCUUUUCUUUGUUUAUUUGCAUGGUGCAUUUGACAUCCCUUUGUGUAGGCAUUUUCACUAUUUCCCCAAGGUGUAUCCGUUUCCCCUCUUUGCCUGGGUCUUUCACACAGCAACAGAGGAGAGAAACGUAACACAAAUUAGGAGAGUGUGGUCAUAGAAACCAGCAAGCAAACUAAAGGACAGGUGUAACAGCUGAAGCUAGUCUGAACUCUCACUUCACAAAUGGAGUCAUUUGCAAGCUGUCAGGCUCCCUUAAACCUCAUGUCAAGGAGUUUAUAAUUCUAAUACAGAUGUCGAAAGACCUCAUUUCUCACAUCAGGACAGCGACAUGUUGGACCAAAGAUCACAUGGUGCAGAGGGGUUUGUGGCAUGUGAAUGGGUCUUGUGCUGGGUCUCUGUAUCUGACUUUGCCACUUGGAAAUGUGGCUCUAGCUCCAUUUUCCGUCUUGCCCCCUUGCAAACAGGCCCAGGAAUGGGAUGCCCAGCGCCUGAUGUCAUUACAAACCCCCGCUGUCCUGGAACGAACAUCUGUGCAAACAGCAGAGAUUUCUAUGUGGACCCUCGUGGCUGCCAUCCAAGCAGUGGAGAGAAAGGUGGAUUCGUUUGCCUCACGGUUGCUGAGUCUGGAGGGGAGAAUAGGGACAGACGAGAAGAAAAUACUUGAGUGCGAGAAAAUAGAGUUGGAGUUUGGGAACCAGCUGGAGAGUAAGUGGACAGUGCUGGGGACGCUAAUCCAGGAGUACGGGCUGUUACAGCGGCGGCUGGAGAACAUGGAGAACCUGCUGAAGAACAGGAACUUCUGGAUCCUUAGACUCCCCCCUGGUGUUAAUGGAGAAGCCCCCAAGGUGCCAGUGAUGUUUGAGGACGGCGCGGUCUUCUCCCAGGACGAGUGGGAGAACUUAGAAGACUGGCAGAAGGAGCUGUACAAGAAUGUGAUGAAGGGGAAUUAUGAAUAUAUGAUCUCACUGGACUAUGCAAUUUCCAAGCCUGACAUCCUGUCCCGGAUUGAGCGAGGAGAAGAGCCGUGUGCCAGGGGUCAGCAGGAGUCCGAGGCGAGAGAAACCCUUGCAGAGCCCAGCGCAGAGACUGCGACGUCUGUCCUCGAAAUCGCCGUUCAGAUUAAGCAAGAGGAAGAGCCAAUUGCGGAGGAGCAGCAGGCUGCAGGAGGAGGAGAAGCCCCUACAGAGCUCAUGGCAGUGGCUGGCUGGCUCCCCAGCCAUGAAAAGAACAAGGAGCAAGAGUCACAAGAGCUGGAGGCACACUGGGCCUCGGCCCAGAGACCGGAAGAGAAUAUUGACCAGAGCGCCGAGCCCAGCCCGCCUCAGUACGCGCACCUGCCCGAGAAGCCCCUGCAGCUGGAGAGAGACUUCAGCCCCGUGAAAGCCAGUCCCAGGCCCCAGGGGGCCCUCACACCGGAGCGGCCCUUCCUCUGCCCCGAGUGUGGGACGUGCUUCCAGCGCCGGGAGCACUUUGUGCAGCACCAGCGCACCCACACGGGCGAGCGCCCCUUCCAGUGCACCGAGUGCGGCAAGACCUUCGCCUCCCAGGCCAACCUGAUGCGCCACCACCUGACCCACACGGGCGAGCGCCCCUACCAGUGCGACGUCUGCCAGAAGCGCUUCACCCAGUCCUCCAACCUGCAGCAGCACCGGCUGCUUCACUCGGGUGCCGGCCCCUUCCCUUGCCAGGACUGCGGUGCCACCUUCCCAGCCCACACCGGUGAGAAGCCCUACCCUUGCCCGGAGUGCGAGAAACGCUUCCCCCGCCUCUCCACGCUGGUGGAGCACCGGCGCACCCACACCGGUGAGAAGCCCUACAAGUGCACCCAGUGCGAGAAGAGCUUCACGCGCCUCACCAACCUGACGGUGCACCAGAGCACCCACGCCGGCGAGCGGGCCUUCAAGUGCACCCAGUGCGGCAAGAGCUUCGCCCAGAAGCCCUACUUCCUCAAGCACCUUCUUCGCACCGCGGCGGCAACGGGCUCCGUGGUGCGGGAACGGUGCAGCGUGAGCUGCUGUAACAAGGACAGUUCCUGCCACCAAUGA